Colletes gigas is the source of this 3375-nucleotide messenger RNA. It is a transcript of the gene IKKepsilon, whose product is annotated as inhibitor of nuclear factor kappa-B kinase subunit epsilon. Gene Ontology annotation, biological process: peptidyl-serine phosphorylation. NCBI's taxonomy places the organism in Eukaryota, Metazoa, Arthropoda, Insecta, Hymenoptera, Colletidae. Bases 424 to 2649 code for a protein of 741 amino acids. Gene Ontology annotation, molecular function: ATP binding; protein serine/threonine kinase activity. The record is from RefSeq and is a predicted model, not a curated record. Gene Ontology annotation, cellular component: cytoplasm. The transcript has 8 exons.
GUAUCGACUAUGAAGUAUUUCUAACGAAUCCUGUAACAAUGUAGUGGCUCAUAAGAAACAAUUUGGGAACUUCGAAACAUCGUUACGUUCCUGAUUGAAAUGGAUUAUGAACUAUAGUUUAUUCGAAAGUUCGUCCAGUCCGCGCAAUGUGAACCACGCCGACAUGUCCAAGUACGACGUAAACGUACGUUGUACGUUAGUGAUGUUAUGAACAGUGUACAUUAAUUGCUUGUAUACAUUUUCAUGUAACGCAUUGUGAAAUGAUUUCAAAUAAUUCUGAACAGUAGAAAGUUCAAAGAUGCGCAACACAUGCAAACUCUUACGAGCACGGAGUCUUUGAAAUUUGUUGGUUACGAAGAAGGUUAAGCCGUUUGUCAAGCUUAGAAAAAUACGAAUCUUGCAUGGACUGCGGAGAGGUAUAAAAUGUCUUUUCUACGCGGAUCUGCGAAUUUCGUCUGGUGCACGACUAGUGUUCUUGGCAAGGGUGCGACUGGUGCAGUUUUUCAAGGUGUAAAUAAAAGUAAUGGAGAACCCGUCGCAGUUAAAACUUUCAAUCAGCUGAGUCAUAUGCGCCCGCACGAUGUACAAAUGCGAGAAUUUGAAGUUCUUAAGAAAGUAAAUCAUGAAAAUAUUGUUCAAUUAUUGGCAAUCGAAGAGGAACAAGAUUGUCGUGGUACUGUGAUUGUUAUGGAACUAUGCACAGGAGGCAGUCUUUUCAACAUUCUGGAUGAUCCAGAAAACACUUACGGACUAGCAGAAAGCGAAUUUCUGUUGGUCUUAGAACAUUUAACAGCUGGAAUGAAACAUUUACGUGAUAAUAAUUUAGUACAUCGAGAUUUAAAGCCAGGCAAUAUAAUGAAAUUUAUUGCUGAUGACGGUAGUACAAUUUAUAAGCUCACUGACUUUGGCGCUGCUAGAGAGUUACAAGAAGAUCAGCAAUUUGUAUCUCUUUAUGGUACUGAAGAAUACUUGCAUCCAGAUAUAUAUGAACGUGCAGUUUUACGUAAACCGGUUGGAAAGACAUUUGGAGCAACUGUAGAUUUGUGGUCUAUAGGUGUAACGUUGUAUCAUGUUGCUACAGGAAAUUUACCGUUUAGACCAUUUGGCGGGCGUAGAAAUAAAGAUACAAUGUUUUAUAUUACUACAAAUAAAGCCUCUGGUGUCAUAUCGGGUGUACAGACCUCAGAAAAUGGACCUAUAAAUUGGGGCAGAGAAUUGCCACUAAACUGUCAAUUAAGCGUUGGUUUAAAAAUAAUUGUAACUCCAUUAUUAGCCGGCUUGCUAGAAGUUGAUCCCCAGAAAAUAUGGAGCUUCGAAAGAUUUUUUACUGAAGUUACAGACACUCUUUCCAAAAAACGUAUACAUAUAUUUAAUGUACACAAAGGCAGCUUGAUAAAAGUUUUCUUGCAUCCUGAAGAAAAAUUGACAGCACUUCAAUUACAUGUUCAAAAUCAAACUGAUAUCGCUCCACAUGCUCAGAUAUUCCUCUUUGGAGAUGCAUUUUUAACAAACAUUGUCGAAGAGUCCACUCCUGGGAGAGGUUACCCAAACACAUCCGAAGACAAACCAUUGAUGGUGUUUUCCAAGGAAAAUAAUAAUGUCAUUUUGCCAGUGGAUUCAGAAUUACCUAAAUUUCCAGUAUUUGCAAACUUGGUAUCGGUAGAAAAUGAUGCGACUCAAGCAAAGGUAGCUUGUUCUGUUGGAUAUGUGUGUAAAAGAAGAAUUGAUAAAUUGGUGUUGUGUAGCAAGUUGUCCCAAGAUGCAAUAGAGGCUUUUAGCGGACUUGUUUCAAUGGAACUUACAAGAUUGUUAGAGAAAUGCCAGCAUUGCAAGGAAUUCACGAAAGCUGUAGAAGAUACAGCAAUAGCAGUGGAAAGAAGUGAAAAUCUUGCGCGGCAAAUUUCCAGGAAAUUAGGCAAUCAAAAUAGUUUAGAAAUAAAAAAUUGGAAAAAGGAGCUAGAUUUAAAGAGUAAAGAACUUCUAACUGAAUUAGCGCCCGCGGUAGUACAGCUUCAUCAGAGGUAUGUAAAAGAAGGCAGUUUACGUGGCGAAUGGGACAAUAUUAUUCGUGGAUUGUGGUGUCCAUGGGCCAAUAAAGCAACGCAAAAAGCAGCAACUUUGGUCGAUCGUUUACGAGAUGGUUGGCAACAUUUAUUAAGAGACAGAGCUACACGCAGUCUCACGUAUAACGAUGAGCAAUUCCAUGUUUUAGAACGAAUAAAGGUUACAGAAACGGGUCAAAGAAUAAAGAAUCUUCUUGAAACGUUUUGUACACCAUCGAUGAUAAGUCGAUCCGAAUGUGUUGCCGAUUGGUACAAAAUGGCGCAAACAGUCUUCUUACAAACUCAAAUUUUAGAUAAGGAUGUAGGCAAUUACGAACAUAUAUUAGAAACAUAUUCAUGUCGCCUAUCGUACGAAAGUAAAGAACGAUAUGAAAACUUUUUACAUUUAAUAGACAGAUUUCCAGGAAAGUUAAAAACUAUUGAAAAAACUAAUUUACCUGCUCAAGAAAGUACAAAAGCAUGGAAAAAUAUUUGCGUCGCGCAAGAACGAAAUGCAAUGAUUUUACAUAGAAAUGGACAGCUUAUAGAUCAACUUGAUCGUUUGUCAACACUUGACGGUCUAGAGGAUACAGACGAUUCGACUUGAUGCAGGUUUUGAUAUCGAGUUUGUUGUUGGAGGAAUUGCCGCUAAACGUUUUUGUAAAGUUGCAUAUGCUUCACUUUGAGGAAGAAUCAUGAGAAGACCAUAAAGGGCAUACACUAAGGCAUCAUUUUCUUCUCUUUCGAGCAGUUGUAAUCGUAAAUCUGAAAAAUGUUUUUGUAUGAAUUACGAACGUAAAUAGGAAAUAAUUUAAUCUACUUACAGUUAAGUAAUAUUAAAAAUAUAGCGAAUUGGUGUUCAGAAACAUUAAAUAGGAAAUUGCAUAUACUGUAAUGCAUUGGAUAUUGGCCGACGUUCGGGGACCGAACUGGCCAAAAUUGAAAGGAGAUAGAUUCAGGAAUUCCCGCGUGUCUUUUCACUAUAAAAGCCCGUCUAUGAUGACGAACAAUUGUCACAUUUAGGGCAUUGUUUAGCAAAUCACUAUUUGCGGACGAUUGCUUGUCAGUCUAGACGGGCCUUAAGUGUACAAGUUGAACAGUUUCUUUAAUAGAUUUCCUAGUAUCUCCAUCGUAUGCUAAACAAGGUAAAACUGCUAUAAGAAUACCAGACAUAUAAGGAAGCAUAAGGGGCCCUGAUAACUGCACAAAUUCCUUGAUCCAUGGAAGUCAACCCUUCCAGGAUUAGCCUUUAUACUGCGUAAAAAUUCACCAAGAACUGUGUCUGUAACUUUUUUUAUUUCUGGUGUUGGAUCUUCUAAUAUUCUAAAUAAAC